GAUCUGAGCGAGUUAAAUUCAACAACAGUGAAGAGCCCCACCAACACUGUGGCAGUGCAGAACCUCAAAGCUGGCACCAUCUAUGUCUUCCAGGUGCGGGCUCGUACUGUGGCCGGGUAUGGCCGGUAUAGUGGCAAGAUGUAUUUCCAGACCAUGACUGAAGCCGAGUACCAGACCAGUGUCCAGGAGAAGCUGCCGCUCAUCAUUGGCUCCUCUGCAGCAGGACUGGUGUUCCUCAUUGCUGUUGUUGUCAUCGUUAUUGUGUGCAACAGAAGACGUGGCUUUGAGCGCGCUGACUCCGAGUACACCGACAAGCUGCAGCACUAUACCAGUGGCCACAUGACUCCAGGGAUGAAGAUUUAUAUCGAUCCGUUCACCUACGAAGAUCCCAAUGAGGCUGUCAGGGAAUUUGCAAAAGAAAUUGAUAUCUCUUGCGUCAAAAUCGAGCAGGUGAUUGGGGCAGGGGAGUUCGGUGAGGUGUGCAGCGGGCAUCUCAAGCUUCCUGGCAAAAGAGAGAUCUUUGUGGCCAUCAAGACCCUGAAGUCUGGUUACACAGAGAAGCAGAGACGGGACUUCUUGAGCGAAGCCAGCAUCAUGGGGCAGUUUGAUCAUCCCAACGUCAUCCACCUGGAGGGGGUGGUGACCAAGAGUUCACCAGUCAUGAUCAUUACUGAGUUCAUGGAGAAUGGCUCACUGGACUCCUUCUUGCGGCAAAACGAUGGGCAGUUCACAGUGAUCCAGCUGGUGGGCAUGUUGCGGGGCAUCGCAGCAGGCAUGAAGUACCUGGCUGAUAUGAACUAUGUGCACCGGGACCUGGCUGCCCGCAACAUACUGGUGAACAGCAACCUGGUCUGCAAAGUGUCUGACUUCGGGCUCUCCCGUUUUCUGGAGGACGACACCUCUGAUCCCACCUACACCAGUGCACUGGGUGGGAAGAUCCCAAUACGGUGGACGGCUCCUGAGGCAAUUCAGUACCGAAAAUUCACAUCAGCCAGUGAUGUGUGGAGCUACGGAAUAGUCAUGUGGGAGGUGAUGUCAUAUGGAGAGCGGCCUUACUGGGAUAUGACCAAUCAAGAUGUGAUAAAUGCCAUUGAGCAGGACUAUCGGUUGCCACCGCCUAUGGAUUGUCCAAAUGCCCUGCACCAGCUAAUGCUUGACUGUUGGCAGAAGGAUCGAAACCACAGACCCAAAUUUGGGCAAAUUGUCAACACUUUAGAUAAAAUGAUCCGAAAUCCUAACAGUCUGAAAGCCAUGGCACCUCUCUCCUCUGGGAUGAACCUCCCCCUACUUGACCGCACAAUCCCUGAUUAUACCAGCUUCAACACUGUGGAUGAAUGGCUGGAUGCCAUCAAGAUGAGCCAGUACAAGGAGAGUUUUGCCAGUGCUGGCUUCACCACCUUUGACGUAGUAUCUCAGAUGACUGUAGAGUAA
Antrostomus carolinensis (chuck-will's-widow) is the source of this 1431-nucleotide messenger RNA. Its product is annotated as ephrin type-B receptor 2. Gene Ontology annotation, molecular function: ATP binding; transmembrane-ephrin receptor activity; protein binding. NCBI's taxonomy places the organism in Eukaryota, Metazoa, Chordata, Aves, Caprimulgiformes, Caprimulgidae. The transcript is spliced from 9 exons. The record is from RefSeq and is a predicted model, not a curated record. The annotation marks the transcript as partial. Gene Ontology annotation, cellular component: plasma membrane; dendrite. Gene Ontology annotation, biological process: axon guidance; ephrin receptor signaling pathway; protein phosphorylation.